This is a messenger RNA of Didymodactylos carnosus, 369 nucleotides long. The record is from the annotation of a GenBank genome assembly. NCBI's taxonomy places the organism in Eukaryota, Metazoa, Rotifera, Eurotatoria, Philodinida, Philodinidae.
AUGGGCUGCUGGCAGGUGCGACAGCCGCCGAGGCAGUUGACCCCACUGGCGGCAGCGGCGUUUGGGCCUGGAGGGCACCCCAGGUGAAGCACCCAGCACACCAAAGGAUCGUUACAACAAAGCGACGUGCAGUUGAGCCGUUAUGCAUCACGAUCCUUCCCACACUGAUACAGAACAGCGAAUCAGUCACGGCUGCAUCUAGGACUCGCCAUUGCCGCUGGACAAGGUCAGAUCGACGCGAUUGCUUUGAGAACCGCCGGGGUCGCUGAAUCCGCGUAGAAGUGCGCGACUGAUUGCUUCUCACGGAUCAGCGCACCGAAAUCCGCGAUUUCGGCGGGAAGCACCGAUGCAAUCUCGCCUCCGAUGGCG